AGGGACCCGCAGUUCAGCAAAUCGGCCGAAAGUGUGUCCAAAAGUGUGGGAGAGAGAAAGACUAUUGACUCUUGUUACAACGAUAGUUGUAACAAGUUGCUAAAGGAUGCUCCAAUGAGCCGAACAAAAAUGAGCCAGAGUUUCCACAGGUUUCCUUUUAAACUCCCAGAUAUUUUGGAACUUUGGAUUACUGCUGUAGGAAGGGAAAAUUGGUAUCCCUCAAAGUAUAGUAGAAUAUGUGAAGAUUACCUUCAUAAUCCAAGUUAUACAAGAAAAAUAUUGAAACUUGAUGCUGUACCAAGUGUAUUCAAUAAUAUCCCAAGACAUUCAAGGAUCAUGGAAUACUUACAGUUUCAUCACUCUUCAUAUACAACUCACUGUGUUAUGUGCAUCAGAACUGGAAGAACUUUCCGACCAAUUCUAUAAAUCAUCCAUAUGAAACAAGAAAUAAAGACUCCUUGCAGAUUCCAGUGCACCAUCUGAAGCGCAUACACCAGGGCAUGGAAUUCUGCGGCCCCAAACUAUAUAAUAAAUUUCCUUCUGAGUUUCAUGACAAGUCCUAGAUGAACUUUAGGAGAGAAGUGAAAAGGUUGCUUUUAAAUGAAACUAUAUAUUCUAUAGAAGUUCUUAUCGAGAAAGAAUAUGUGAUGAGAUUUGUUUUUUAUUUUUAUUGUGUUUGUAUGCAUGUUGUUACCACUGUGAUAUUUUAUAUUUGUUUAUUACUGUCGGUACCAUUUGUAAUAUUAAUUGCAAAC
This is a messenger RNA of Coccinella septempunctata (seven-spotted ladybird), 755 nucleotides long. Its product is annotated as THAP domain-containing protein 1-like. The record is from RefSeq and is a predicted model, not a curated record. Bases 115 to 426 code for a protein of 103 amino acids. The transcript has 3 exons. Lineage: Eukaryota; Metazoa; Arthropoda; Insecta; Coleoptera; Coccinellidae.